AUGCAUUUAGUGGGUAUAUCUGCAAUAUUUCUGAUUUCCGAGAGCAAAUAUUGCGCCAUCAAUGGUUUCCUGAAAGGCUUGGUGCGAAAUGAUCUUACACCUUACGAGAAGUACAUUUUGAAUAAGAAAGACGAGAAACCUCCGAUUUUGCUGGACGAGUUCCCGGAUGAAAGCUGCACGGUUUAUCAGAAGAUCCUUAACAUGCACAACGAGAUCACUAUUAUAGUUAGAUCAUUGAACAACGUCUGCGGUUACGAUCUGACCAUGUACAUGGCUAUUGUCACAUUCUCGAUGCUCUCGUUCAUUUACGAUAUCUGCAAUGAUCUGGCUUUAAACGUGAAAGGUGUCGAAUUACCUCCGAGGACCAUCUACGCCCCGGAGUAUUGGAGUUUAAUCGGCGUUUUCGUUUUGAUGAUUGUCAUUACCUCAUCUUCGAAACUAAUGGAUACUUCUAAUGAGACCAAAAUCUAUCUACACCAACUUCGGAACACCUACCCUCAAUUACAGGAGCACGUGGAAUCAUUUUCUUUGCAACUGAUGCAGGCGCAGCUAAAAAUCAACGCAGCUAAAUUUUUCACCAUUCACGUUGGAAUCAUGUACAAUUUGGCGAGUGCUUGGAUUACUUAUAUCAUUAUUUUUAUGCAACUUGACACUGACAUUGCAACAGUGGACAACGAUUGA
Nicrophorus vespilloides is the source of this 681-nucleotide messenger RNA. RefSeq lists its product as uncharacterized. Gene Ontology annotation, cellular component: membrane; neuronal cell body; axon. Gene Ontology annotation, biological process: sensory perception of taste. The transcript has 3 exons. Bases 1 to 681 code for a protein of 226 amino acids. The record is from RefSeq and is a predicted model, not a curated record. Lineage: Eukaryota; Metazoa; Arthropoda; Insecta; Coleoptera; Silphidae.